AUGGACUCAAACACUACUCAAACCCAAUCCCCACCCUCCAAUCCUCUAAACCCCCAUCACAAUCUUAAACUUGUCCCCCUAACUCCAACCGAACAUCUAGAUGAUUUCUGGGAGAUUUGGAGAGAGGAGAGGGGAGUUAUUUGGUCGUAUGUUUUCUUUUCUUCGUCUACCUACUUUCUCUUAUUCUUUUUCUUAUUGUCCCUUUUUUGUUUUUUCUUCCCGUAUAAAAGCAUGAGGGAGGGAAAAGGGGGAAUGAGUAAUCUGAUUCUAACGAAGUGGGGGGAAUAUAGAAGACAAGCCCCUAUGAAAACAAAAGAAGAAGCAUUAGAGUUUUUGAAAUAUAUUUUACCGAGGACGGAGCAGAAUCCGGGGGGAGAGGCGGUGGGGAUUGAUAAGUUUGCGAUUUUGGUUGAGGGGGAGGGGGAGGGUGACCGACCCAAAUGCGUAGGUUUCGUCGGCACCAACCGCCCAUCGCCCGAGGGUCUCGAAAUGGGCUAUUGUGUGAAUCCUGAUUAUUAUGGUAAUGGAUAUGCUACGUGGGGAGUAACUGAAUUUUUGAAGAUUUAUUGGGGGAUGGAAGAAAGAUCCCAUAUCCCGCAUCUUGUGGCAAAAAUCGAUCCGAGAAACAAAGCAAGCGAGAGGAUAAUAGCCAAAGUCGGGGCGAGAAAGGGAGAAGUUCUCGAAAAUUUUUAUUCGAGAAGGAUCGAUGAGGGGAAACUGAGUGAUAUCAGAUGUUGGUAUUUGGAUAGACCUAGAGUUGGUGGGGAGGGGGAGGGGAAAUAAGUAGGAAGUUUAAGAUAUGCCGGGUAGAAAGUACCGGGGCCCAUAUUGAAGGGAGUAAUGUGGUUUCGAUGCUUUAGCUGGUAUUUGGAUGCUUGGGAACUCGAGGUUCAUUUACUCGAGCCUCCUUUCCCCGUCUUGAGGUAAUCCUCUAUCUUCUGAAAAGGCCGUGUAAAUACUUGGAGUUACACUUACAUAUGAAUAACCCGAGAGGAAUAUUGAUAAGGGUUUAAAUGGAGGUUGGUCUCACACCAUAGGGGUGUCAUGGGGGAUGAGAUUGUGAGUGGUAUAAUUUCGAUCGAAAGUGGAUCGG
Botrytis sinoallii is the source of this 1093-nucleotide messenger RNA. RefSeq lists its product as uncharacterized. The record is from RefSeq and is a predicted model, not a curated record. Gene Ontology annotation, molecular function: acyltransferase activity, transferring groups other than amino-acyl groups. NCBI's taxonomy places the organism in Eukaryota, Fungi, Ascomycota, Leotiomycetes, Helotiales, Sclerotiniaceae. The transcript is spliced from 4 exons. The coding region runs from base 1 to 783 and encodes 260 amino acids.